Papaver somniferum (opium poppy) is the source of this 935-nucleotide messenger RNA. RefSeq names its product gluconokinase-like. The coding region runs from base 172 to 894 and encodes 240 amino acids. Gene Ontology annotation, molecular function: gluconokinase activity. The record is from RefSeq and is a predicted model, not a curated record. The transcript has 3 exons. NCBI's taxonomy places the organism in Eukaryota, Viridiplantae, Streptophyta, Magnoliopsida, Ranunculales, Papaveraceae. Gene Ontology annotation, cellular component: cytoplasm.
UUUCCUUCAAACUCCUAUCAUCUUCUUCUUCUUCUUCUUCUUCUAUAUAACUUACGUGUUUCCCUCUCCCUCAAUCUCUCUCAUUCAUUUCCUUUCUUUCUUUCUAAGCGUUUUGGUAUUACCGGAAAAUACUAGAUAUUCUUUCUAUAAUAUAAAAACCAUUCAUUAAUUAUGGAUAAUUCUGAUUAUUAUCUUCUUCAGCACCAACCUGAUCAUCAUCUUCAUCAUCUAAACUUUCUAAACCAACAACAAAUCAUCACAACUAUGAUGAAUCAUCAUCAUAAUAAAGGAUCGUUAGAGACGACGGCUCCAAUGGUACUUGUCAUUAUGGGUGUUAGCGGCUCUGGCAAAACUACCAUCGGCGAGUUGUUAGCAAAGACGAUGGACUUCGGUUUUCUCGACGCCGAUGAUUUCCAUCCAGUUGCAAACAUAGAGAAGAUGAGUAAAGGGAUCCCUCUAAACGAGGAAGACAGGAUACCAUGGCUGGAAACACUCCGAGACACCCUCAGAACGAAGAUCAACCAGAUCAGUUCGAGCAGUAAUGGUACUUACGACGACGUUGAUGAUGACAAGAAGAGGAAAGCAGUCCUUUGUUGUUCAGCUCUGCAGAAGAAGUACAGAGAGAUUCUGAGAACUGCUGAUCCUAAUUACAAGCCAGGGAGUUAUGUUCCAGGCAGGGUGAAGUUUAUUUACUUGGAGACGCCCAUUGAGGUGCUGUUGAACAGAGUUAAUAAGAGGGCGGCAGAAGGAAAACAUUUCAUGCCUGCUUCGCUCUUGCAGUCGCAAUUAGACUUGCUUCAGAUUGAUAAUGAGCAUGAGAAAGACAUCACUGUGGUUGAUGGCACUCUGCCUCCACAGUUUAUUGUAAAUGAUAUCCGAUCACUCAUUCUGUGAUCUGUGUAUUAAUCAAUUCCAGCAUUUUGUUGCCAAGAAAA